Molecule: messenger RNA, 841 nt
Organism: Betta splendens (Siamese fighting fish)
Lineage: Eukaryota; Metazoa; Chordata; Actinopteri; Anabantiformes; Osphronemidae
Exons: 8
Coding region: 98-736 (212 amino acids)
Source: RefSeq, a predicted model, not a curated record
CUCGUUGCCUUGCUCACUAACCAGGUUACGAGGAAGCUGUGCACAAAGCGUGUCCCUGUUGUUGCAGGAGGCUACUGUAAAAACCUUUAUGUAGAAAAUGGAGACGAGGCUCCUCAAACGAGAUGUUGAAGCGCUCAUUGAUGACUACAUUGGGCAGAAGCUCAGAGAGAAGUCCUUUGAUCCAAAGGGGAAGGCGACGUCCACGGUGCUGGAUGACCUGGCUCACUAUGAUCUUGCCAUCAGUGUUGCCCUUUGGUGGCUGGAUGAGGACGAUGGAACAGAAGUGCCUGAUGAUGUCGGAGCAGCACACAGCGUGGGAUCCUCCCAGUAUCCUGAUCGCUCAGAACGCGAGGCAAUGAUCCUGUCGUCGUUUGCUGGGAUGAUUAUGAACAGUUUGCCAGUGAAGGAAAUCUUGUCUGUGUACAGACAUAAACCAGCUGCUUCAUACACUGAUCAUCAGUCCAAGGGUGUAAUCGUCUGCCCCUUCACUCUGUCCUACCACCCGUAUGCCAUGCUCGCCUCAUACAAGGCUGUGCAUCACUCCAAGAAGCACAAUCUGAAGUUGAAGAGAUGGAAAUCUGAGCAGGAAAAGACGAGCGCUCCACCAGUCCCGUCCUCUGUGCAGUCUUCAUCGCCUUCGUCCUCCUCGUCCCACUCCUUCCUCAACGACAGCAGCGAUGGUCCUGAGGAGGCGGCCGAGCACUACGAGGGCUCACAGGAGACUCUGCAGGACUGAAGUCGGCCUCCUGCGCUUUGUGUCAUAAUGUUUGUUUUGAAAAUGAGCUUUUCAGUUUUCUGUAAAUGUUACCAAGCGAGAUUAAAAAUUAAAUAUUAGCUUCAA